This is a messenger RNA of Hemicordylus capensis (graceful crag lizard), 2553 nucleotides long. Its product is annotated as vomeronasal type-2 receptor 26-like. Lineage: Eukaryota; Metazoa; Chordata; Lepidosauria; Squamata; Cordylidae. Gene Ontology annotation, cellular component: membrane. Bases 1 to 2553 code for a protein of 850 amino acids. Gene Ontology annotation, biological process: G protein-coupled receptor signaling pathway. The record is from RefSeq and is a predicted model, not a curated record. Gene Ontology annotation, molecular function: G protein-coupled receptor activity. The transcript is spliced from 6 exons.
AUGUGGGAGGAGGUGAACUGGGGUCUGGAUGAAAAAUGUUCAUGCAAGAUGUUGGUAUUUGUGGGAGUCGCAUUAGUGCUGCUGCCUGAGGUGAUGGGCAAGGUUCCUAUUGGUAAAUGCACCAUGAGCAACCCUCUUCCUAAUCUUCACAAGUAUUACCAGCCAGGAGAUCCCAUCAUUGCUGGCAUCAUGUCUCAGAUCUACAUUGCUUCCAAAAUGAUAACAUUCAUGAGUCAGCCUUCUCAGGAACUGAUUGAGGAUUUCUAUCAUUAUAUUGCAGGCUGGACUUACCAUGCCUCAUUGGAGCUUCUUUCCACAUGGGGAAAAUUCAUACCUAACUACAAGUGUGAUGUCCAAAACAAUCCAGUAGUAGUCGUAGGGGGACCCAAUUCUGAUGUUUGUGGCUAUAUGGCCACCAUCCUGUGCAUGUACAAGAUUCCACAGCUCAUAUAUGGCACUGCUCCAGUAACUGAUAGCAAAAGCCAAGCUGCUUUCCUCCAUGGCUUGUUCCCGAAUGAGACCCAUCAAAAUGCAGGGAUACUCCAGCUGCUUCUGCAUUUCAGAUGGACAUGGAUUGGGGUGAUUUUUAUAAAUGAUGACCGUGGAGAAAGUUUUGUACAGCAGAUACUUCCUAUGUUUUCUCAGAAAGGUGUCUGCUUUGCCUUCAUGCAACCAUUUCCAAGAAUAAGCUUUACCAGUGAGAUGGCUGACAUAGCAGAGGAGGGGAUUAAAACAUACACAUCUGCUAUGCAAAGCACUGCCAAUGCAGUAAUUGUUCAUGGAGAAAUUCAGACCAUGCUCACAUUGAGACUUCUGCACAGGAUUACAACUUAUUUCUAUACGGAAAUAGUGAGUAAAGUCUGGUUUAUGACAGCCCAGACAGAUUUCACAUCCCUUGUCACUCAACGAGGUACAGGCAUAGACGUCCUUAAUGGCAUGAUAUCCUUUGCAAUUCACUCAAACAAGGUCUUGGGAUUCCAGAAAUUUCUUCAAGACAGAAAUUUGACCUCUGAAAAAGAAGAUGGCUUUAUCAAGGAUUUCUGGCAACAGGCAUUUCUCUGUUCGUUCCCCCAUUCCAAGGCAGAUGAUAAAACGGGGGAAAUCUGCACUGGAGAGGAGAAGUUGGAGACUCUUCCUGAGACUGUUUUUGAAAUGAGCAUGACUGGCCACAGUUACAGCAUCUACAAUGCUGUCUAUGCUGUGGGGCAUGCCUUGCAUGCCAUGGAUUCAUCUAGACCCAAGCAAAGACGAAUGAUGCAUGGAGAGAGAUGGAUGCUUCUGGAUCAACAGUCUUGGCAGAUCCACCACUUUCUGAGGACUGUAUCGUUUAACAACAGUGCCGGAGAAAAGGUUUCUUUUGACCAGCAUGGUAAAUUGCUAUCUGGAUUUGACAUUAUCAACUGGGUCAUGUUCCCAAAUCAGUCCUUUCUUAGAGUUAAAGUUGGAAAAAUAAAACCAGAGGCUCCCUCGGAUGAAGCCCUCACCAUUUAUGAUGAUAUUAUUGUUUGGCCUAGCAGAUUUAAUCAGGUGCAGCCCCUUUCUAUAUGUAAUGAAAAUUGCCAUUUGGGUCAUCAUAAGAUAAAGAAAGAAGGGAAGCCAUUUUGCUGCUAUGAUUGCCUUCCAUGUCCAGAAGGGAAGAUUGCAAACCAUAAGGAUAUGGAUGAAUGUAGUCAAUGUCCAGAAGAUCAAUAUGCAAACAAGGACCAGGAUUUUUGCAUUCCAAAAUAUAUAAGUUUCUUGUCUUAUGAAGAACCUUUGGGUACCAGUUUGGCCAUUUUUGCUCUUUCCUUCUCUUUCAUCACAAUUUUGGUUCUUGGGAUCUUCAUUAAGCACCAGGAGACUCCCAUUGUCAAAGCCAACAACCGGAACCUCACUUACACUCUCCUCAUCUCCCUUCUGCUCUCUUUCCUUUGUGCAUUGCUAUUCAUUGGUCAACCUGAGAAGGUGACCUGCCUCCUUCAACAAACUACAUUUGCCAUCAUCUUCACAGUGGCAGUUUCUUCUGUGUUGGCCAAAACCAUCAUUGUGGUUCUAGCUUUCAUGGCCACUAAGCCAGGUUCCAGAAUGAGGAAGUGGCUGGGGAAAAAAUUAGCCAGCUCUAUUGUUCUUUCCAGCUCUUUUAUACAAGCUGCUCUCUGUACUGUCUGGCUAGCAACUUCUCCCCCAUUCCUGCAUCUUGACAUGCAGUCAAUGACUGAAGAUAUUGUACUAGAAUGUAAUGAAGGUUCAACUAUCAUGUUUUACUGUGUCCUUGGCUUUCUAUAUUUUCUGGCCAUUAUCAGUUUUACUGUUGCCUUCUUAGCCAGGAAACUACCUGAUGUUUUUAAUGAAGCCAAGUUCAUCACCUUCAGCAUGUUGGUCUUUUGCAGUGUUUGGGUGUCCUUUGUUCCAACAUACUUGAGCACCAAGGGGAAAUACAUGGUGGCUGUGGAGGUCUUCUCCAUCUUGGCUUCCAGUGCUAGCGUACUGGUUUUUAUUUUUUUCCCCAAAUGCUUCAUCAUUGUCCUAAGGCCCGAUAUUAACAAAAGGGACCAGCUCAUAAUUAAAACAUAA